AUGGCGUUGGUGGAACAGUUGGUGAAAUCCUUGAGCGUGGACGUUCUAGUUUGUUGCGAAAGCGAGCCGUGCAAUUUGAAGAUGGUUGAGCCGAAAAGCGAGCCUGUCGUGUCCUCCGAAGACGUUUUUCUCGUGAGAGCGAUGAAAUGGAAGUCGACCGAACCGGAACACGAGAAAAACACAAUGGUUUUAGAGGCAGUCUGGUCCUUGAUUAGGUUUUUAAGGGUGCCUGCCAAUGUGACAAAUCUCAACUUUGGUGGCACAACAACCACCUGUUGCAACAGCUGGUCGGGCACUUUAGUGACCUGUUCACUUGUUGUCACGAGUUCGGCCUUUUCUAGCGAGAUUUCACCCAGUUUUUUCACAUUUGGCUUGAUGGUGGCAGAACACAAAAUGUUGAUUCUUUUAGCCGGCAGCGACUGGUACUUGCUCGGAGCAGCAGACGAAGACACAGCCGAUAGAAUUUUGGCGAUACUUUCCUCAAAACCAAGCUCCAUAAGUCUGUCACCUUCGUCCAGAACAACGUACCUGAUCUGCGAGAGAUUCAGGUUUUGGGUGUGUUCAAUAUGGUCGACCAGUCUUCCUGGUGUGGCAACGAGGACGUUGACACCUUUACGCAACCGUGCUUUUUCAGACUUCUUUUUCUCACCACCAAUAACGUUUCCGGCAACGAUUCUGUGGUCGCAAUGA
Ogataea philodendri is the source of this 690-nucleotide messenger RNA. RefSeq lists its product as uncharacterized. Lineage: Eukaryota; Fungi; Ascomycota; Pichiomycetes; Pichiales; Pichiaceae. Bases 1 to 690 code for a protein of 229 amino acids. The record is from RefSeq and is a predicted model, not a curated record. The transcript has a single exon.